Messenger RNA from Sinocyclocheilus rhinocerous, 2520 nucleotides. RefSeq names its product coiled-coil domain-containing protein 151-like. The transcript is spliced from 13 exons. NCBI's taxonomy places the organism in Eukaryota, Metazoa, Chordata, Actinopteri, Cypriniformes, Cyprinidae. Gene Ontology annotation, cellular component: cilium; ciliary basal body; ciliary tip. The coding region runs from base 768 to 2408 and encodes 546 amino acids. Gene Ontology annotation, biological process: cilium movement; outer dynein arm assembly. The record is from RefSeq and is a predicted model, not a curated record.
CCAACAGUGGAGGAUCUGGAACGCAAUGAUGGCACAGCGGACAGACCAUACUUCAUGCCAGAGAGACUGCUCUCCAUCCUCAAGAAGUCCAAUGAGGGGGUGAAAACAGUGGACUAAGGAAAGAAGGAAAGAUUUAUAGAGAAACAAAGAAGUGUAGGGACAGAAAAAUAGAGAUAUUUGCCAUACUUGCACUGAUUUUAUAGCUCAGGCACCAGUGAGUAAUACCAGUCAUUACAGCCAAAAGUGUUACAUAUUUGUUACUUUUGUUUUUGCUUAUUACAUGGGUUUGUAUUUGUAUACAUUAUGCUUUAUUAGACUAGGCACAACUGUCCUAAUAUCUUUUUCAGUUUCCUUUGAAUGUCUCUGUUACUGAAUUACUUUAAAUGCGUUAGGCCUAUUCUCCUGAUGACAGUUAAUGAUAACCAUUUUUAUACCUGACAACGUUUGAAUAUAAUGAAAUUUAAUUUUGAUAUGUUUCUGCAGUGUUUUUCAGUGCGUCCAUUUGACGUAGCCAUUUUUGUGUUACUACUUGUAUUGUUUGUUGCGGAGUGUAAAUAAUUCUGUGACGUUGGGAAGAACUAAUAAAUAUUAAUUAGGUCAAGAACGUAAUGUAUUAUUUUCCGGGGCGUAAUGGUACGUAACUUAAUAUUCAUGAGACAACGAUACUUAGUUCAGUUACUAGGCAACCAGUUGACAACACAAACGAGGCUCUUGUGGGCAAGGCUAUAGUGGGGAAAGAAAUCCAUCUAUAAACACCAAUAUAAUAAAUGUUCAUAAAAAUGCCCGCCACGUCUGUCUCAGAGGACAUCGAGCCCCCUACCCAUGAUGAAAUUUCGGAGCUCCAAAGAAAAAUUCAUCUUCUGAAUGGAGACUAUUCGAUAGCGCAUAUCGAAAACUCUCAGUCUGCCAAGAACAUAGAAACUAUCCUGCAGCUGAGACUUGGGAAUGCAAACCUGCACAAGAAACAGCAUGAGGGAGAUGAACAAGUUAUCAAGGAUGCUUUUCUAGGCCAUGGGAUGGAGAAAGAAUCUUUCAGGAACAUGUCUGUAAAGGCAGCUCAGACGGUGCUGAAGAAGCAGGUGUGUGAUCAAAUGAAGAAGCAGAAUGCUAUGAAACACACCACUCAGACACAGAGGCAGCAUUUAGAGGACUUGAAGUUCCUGAUAUUUAAGCCACAGAACAGUAGUCCUUUGCCUGACACCCAGAAAGGAGAGGAGGAAAAGAAACUGCGCAUUCUGGAAAACAGUUUGGAGAAAUCACAGCUGAAAUACCAUGAAGCAGUGCACAUAACGCGAGGAUACAGCAAGCUGAAGGAGCACCUACAGGAAGAGAGUCUUACAUUUCAACCUCAGCUGGACAAGAUGGAGACAGAGGUCUAUUGGCAGACACAAGUGCUCAGAGACCUACAGGUCAUGAACAACAACGUUCUCCUGUUCAAGGAUGCAGCCAAGGCUGAGCUGCAGCUUCAGGAGGAGCAGGUGUACCGAGAGCGCAGAGAAAGAGAGAAAAUCCUCUCCCGCUACAAAAAGCAGGCGGAGGAGAGGAUGGAUCAGGCAGAGAGGAUGAAGAGAAGACCCCAGUGGGUGUCCAUGAACCCUGAUGAGCUGAGCAGUGAGGCCCCGCGCACUCCCACCACAGUAGGAGAGGAAGAAGAAGAAUCCAUCUCUACUUUUGAGGAAGCUUUCCAGCACGCCAAAGAGGCCACUGGAGUCACAGACUCACAGGAAAUAGUGGACAGGUUUAUCUCUCAGGGAGAGACACAGGAACAUUUGGAGAAAAUGAAGGCUGAAAAUGAGAGAAUGCUGCUUGAACUGAAGGAAGAGAGGAGUAUGUCACAGACUCAGUAUCAGGAUGUAAAAUACUCACGAGAAACUGAAUUCUCAAGUGUCCGACAGAUCCUGCAGGACUGUGAGCAUGACUUGCAGCAGGAGCAGCAGCAUUGUGAUGCAGCUAAAGAUGGCCUGGAGAGACUCACACAUACACUAAACACUGUCAAAGCAGGAGUGCAGCAGCUCAGUGACAAACUACAGCCCAUACCCCUGAUGAAGGAUCCAUCACCACAGCUGCCUUUAGACUCAGAAGAACACAUGCUGCAGCUGAUGUCUGAGGCUGACCAGAAACUGAUGCUGCUAAAGGAGGAACUACAGGGCAAAGAUCUGGCAACCUUCGUGAAGGAGUUGGAGGAAGAAGAGUUCCAUGCCAGAAUAGCAGGGAAACUACCACAGUACAACACUCGCAUUCAGCUACCUGAGACCCAGAAACAGGACUUUUUUGAUGAUGAGGAGGACAGCGGCGUUGAUGACGGUGAUGUCACCAACCGUGUCACACUGAAGCACCAGUCACAGUCAAUCAUUGAUGCAAACACCAGGAGGAAGACUCGCAUCAAAAAGAGGAAAGGCCAACUCUGAUCUGAUCCAGUAAAAGGAAGAGAGACCAAUUUUAAAACAUCAGCUGUAGCAACACACUUCCUGGAAGCUUUAUCUCCAUUCGUCUGCACAUUCAUGCUUAAGAAAAUAAAUG